Molecule: messenger RNA, 1623 nt
Organism: Plasmodium malariae
Lineage: Eukaryota; Apicomplexa; Aconoidasida; Haemosporida; Plasmodiidae
Product: conserved Plasmodium protein, unknown function
Exons: 1
Coding region: 1-1623 (540 amino acids)
Source: RefSeq, a predicted model, not a curated record
AUGGUAUGUGUAACAGCUUCUAGAAUGAAGAAAAGCAAUAAAUGUAUAUUAUUUUUUCUUUCAAAAAAACGCAAAUUUAAUAGUUUUCAUGAAAAUUACAAAAAUGUUGAUAGGGAAAUUUUCGAGUGCAAAGAAAUUAAUGAUCACAAUUACAAUGACAUAGUAACUAAGGAAAAGACUCUUUUAAUUUAUGGGUAUGCUAACUAUGCUUAUACAUGUUUAAGCUGUUUUAACAAAUUAAUGGAUAUAGCAAAUAAGGGAGUGAAAGAUAAGAUAGAUAAAAAAUUUCUUAUAUUUAAAUUAAAUAUAAACAAUAAUAAUUUGCUAGUUCAUAAAUUUCAUAUAAAAUCUAUUCCUUUAGUGCAACUGAGACAUAAAAAUAAACUAAUUGAAGAAAUAUAUGGAAAUGAGUUAAACAAUGAAAAUAAUUUGAAGAAUAUACUAAAUAGAUAUCAGAGCUACUUUCAUUCAAUAUAUGAUUUAGGUAAUAUAAACGAUUUUUUAAGUAGAGAAGAUGAGUUAUCGAAGGAUGGGUUCAUAGAGCAUAUGCAGGAUUCCUUGCAAAUAGACCAAAAUAGUCCUGCGAAAGAAGGAAAAGAUGAGAGUAGUGGCAGUGCCAGUAGCAGCAGCAGUGACAAAAGCAGUAAUGAAAAAAGUUCUGUUGACCGAGUGCAAGAAUUCUUUAUAAGGGAUUUUCUAAAUAAUUUAGAGUUAAAUCAUCAGUGCAGUUCUUAUGUUCUAUAUAAAAAAUUAGAAGUACUACUAAAUGAAAAGCCAAAAAAGAUGAGUAAUGCAAUCAAGUUAUUUUUAAACGAAAUAAUUUUUAAUCAUAGUACCUACUUAGACAUUAAUAAUCAGUAUAAUAAAAUAACAGCAAAAGCUUUUCUCUAUUUAUUUGAUGAAGACAAUUUUUCAUCCAUUGAAAAACUAAUUGAAUUAAAGAAUUAUUUGGAAUGUGAACAAGACAUUACUCCUACGAAAAUGCAAGACUUGAAGUUACUUAGUUUGAAUGAACCUAUAAUCACAUUUGAUGAUUUUAAAAACAUUUAUUUUAAAAAAAUUAAAGGUAUUGAUGAAUUUUUUUCAAGUGAGGGGGACCAAAACAGGAUAACAUUAUGGUUAAGGGAAAAUACAUUGUUAAAUGAAAAUGAUAAAGAAGAUAAUAAAAAGAUAAAAAUGGGAGGUGAUAUAAGAACAGUAUACUUGAGUAGAGUAUAUAGGAUACUCGCAAUCAAAUAUUUUGAUAUAGAAAAGUAUGACAAUUCAUUCCAUUAUGCUGUGGAAUCAUAUAAAUUAACAUACCCUUUAAACAAUAUAGACACUAAGAAAUCAAAAGUACUUAUUGAAAAUAUGAUUUUAUCCUUAGGAGCAUACAAUAAAAGUGUUAUAAACUUUUUAAGUAAAUUACAAUUUUUAUUUACUGACAAAUUUUUUAAAAUAGUCAAAUUUCCUCAUACCAGAGCAAUUAAAGGAGGAAAGCCUAUGAUGAAAAGAGGAAAGUCAGGAAAGUGGUUGUGGUUAAGCCAAGAUUGGAAACCUAGAUGGCUUAAGAAGAAAACAAAAUUAAUUUUAGAAGAGGAGUGGAAAUGUGUUCCUGAUAAAAAUGUACCCUUUUGGAAUUAA